AUGGAUUUAAAUUCAGAAGAAAAUAAAAAAAAACUUAAUGCAGCUUUCCAAUAAAUGAAAUCUAAAAUUUAAUUAGAAGAAAAAAGAGCUUCAUAAGAAGAAUAGGAAAGAAUUAAAUAUUAAGAAAAAUACUAUACUUUGAAUAACGAUAAAACUAAAAUUGAUUAAAAGUUAGCUCAAAAAGAAAUAGAUUUUAUGAGAAAAUGUGAAGAAAUACUUGAAAAGGAAGAUAGAAUUAAUGAAUUAUAGAAAAAGCUAGAUUUUUAUUAAGUAAAUCUAUUGUAAAAAUACAUUAGAUGAAUGAACCAAAAAAAGGUUUUUUUAAUUUUGGAAGCGAUGAAAAUAAAUAAUUUCGUAGAAAACUAUUUGAUUUUUAACAAGAAUUAGAAAUUAAAACUAGUGAAUUAUAAAGACUUCAUGAAUUAUUAUUUGAGACUAGAAGACAUCAUGAUGAAAUUGAUAAGAAAAAUUAAGAUUAGAUUAUUACUUUAGAAGGCUAAAUAAAAAUGUAGAUAGAAAAAAAUGAAAAAGAAAAAAAAGCUAAAGAAGAAUUAGAGGCAUCAAUAAUAUAAUUAAAUUAUAUUAUAAUAAACAAAGAGUCAGAACUUAAAACAUUUAAAUAAAAAUUAAAUGAUUAAGAUGAUGAAAUUAGACAACUCAAAGAAAAAUAAUAGUAAUAAUAAGAUAUUUACAAUGAAUUAUAAAGUACGUUAAUUCUUAAAAAAGAGGAAUUAAAGAAAAUUUAUUUAGAAACCGAUUAAUAAAAAGCAACCCUAGAAUCAAUUAAAGAUCAUUUAUAUAAUAUAAUUCCAUAAUUAGAAAAUGAAUAUUAAAAUUCCUCAAUAGUAUAGAGUUUAAAAUAAUUCGUUGAUAAAACUUUUGGUGUUGAUAAAUAACGUGAUUAAAAAGGUAUUUUACAGAUUAUUUUUAUAGUCAAUUAAAUAAAACAAGAAUAAGAGUUAUAGAAAGAACUUUUAAUUUAAAAAGAUAGCUAUUAAGUAUUUUAGAAGGCAAAAGAUAGAAUUAUAAAGAUGGGUAAAAAUAUGGAAUAAUUGGAAAAGAAGAAUAAAAUGCUUUAAGAUCGAGUUUAUCUCUUAGAAAAUAAAAGAGCUUAAGGAAAUUAAUCAGAAUAAUAGAGUGAUAAAAUAAGUGUUAUGUGAUUGUUUUAGUG
This is a messenger RNA of Paramecium sonneborni, 1171 nucleotides long. The record is from the annotation of a GenBank genome assembly. Lineage: Eukaryota; Ciliophora; Oligohymenophorea; Peniculida; Parameciidae.